UUCCCCCAAACAAGGCCAAUAAUAAUACCCAGUGCGCUUUGCAGUUCAUUUUGGUAUUUUAAUUUUCACAUUACAUUUACAUUUUGGUUAUUUAGCAGGCACUCUUCUGCAGAGUAACUUGCUCAACUAAAUUAGAUAAACAACAUAUCACAGUCAGCAAGUAAAACGUGCCUGUAACCAUUACUGCUAAUAUUUUGGCUGUUCAGGCUGGCUACUUGCCGCAUAUUUUUUUGUAUUUAAAAAUACAUGUAUUUUAAUAAAAAGAAAAUACAAAUGUUAAGUAUUUUCAAAAAGUACUUUGUAGUUUAGUUUGAUACAUUGAUCUUUAUGGUGUUUCGUAUUUGUAUUUUUUAAAUGUUUCCCAUCCCUGGUCAUAGCUACUACAAACAUCAACGCUCCAGAAAUGAGUAGGGAACAUAGCGACUGGGCUUCUUUGAGUGGCAAGGCUGAAACAACAGACUGCAGACGAAUGGUUUUCCAACAGCAAGGCUCAGUGCAACAUGGCAGUGUUGCCACUGUUUAUAACGUUUGUUAUUUUUUUGCCCCUUGUCAAAACCAGUAUGUAGUUUAUUUUACGCAUACUACGUUAGGUUAACGUGGGUCAAACAAAAAACACUUGAAUGAUUGGUAGACAAAUAGUGCCCCCCACAAUGCAGGUGAUGGCUGCAAGUUGCCGCUGGUGAGGAGCUACUGCAGACAUUUUAAAUCGACUACAGUCGAAACUUCAUGAACUUUGAUCAAUUGGUUGUUCUAAAGUUCAUGCAGUUGACAUGUAGGCGCAAGCAGGACAAUUUUUAUUCCCAUAAUGCAAUACAUGUUGAAAGGCUGUGGUCAACGACUUGACAAAUGUCAUCUACCUCCAACGAGCCCAAUGAUACCCAAAAGCCUUAUUAGCAUAGGCUCAAGGUCCUAAACGAUAUCUUAACCGCCAUCGAUAAGAAACAUUACUGUGCAGCCGUAUUCAUUGAUCUGGCCAAGGCUUUCGACUCUGUCAAUCACCACAUCCUCUUCGGCAGAUUCGACAGCCUUGGUUUCUCAAAUGAUUGCCUCGCCUGGUUCACCAACUACUUCUCUGAUAGAGUUCAGUGUGUCAAAUCGGAGGGUCUGCUGUCCGGACCUCUGGCAGUCUCUAUGGGGGUGCCACAGGGUUCAAUUCUUGGACCGACUCUCUUCUCUGUAUACAUCAAUGAUGUCGCUCUUGCUGCUGGUGAGUCUCUGAUCCACCUCUACGCAGACGUCACCAUUCUGUAUACUUCUGGCCCUUCUUUGGACACUGUGUUAACAACCCUCCAGGCAAGCUUCAAUGCCAUACAACUCUCCUUCCGUGGCCUCCAAUUGCUCUUAAAUACAAGUAAAACUAAAUGCAUGCUCUUCAACCGAUCGCUGCCUGCACCUGCCCACCUGUCCAACAUCACUACUCUGGACGGCUCUGACUUAGAAUACGUGGACAACUACAAAUACCUAGGUGUCUAGUUAGACUGUAAACUCUCCUUCCAGACCCACAUCAAACAUCUCCAAUCCAAAGUUAAAUAUAGAAUUGGCUUCCUAUUUUGCAACAAAGCAUCCUUCACUCAUGCUGCCAAACAUACCCUUGUAAAACUGACCAUCCUAGCAAUCCUCGACUUCGGCGAUGUCAUUUACAAAAUAGCCUCCAAUGGAUGCAGUCUAUCACAGUGCAAUCCGUUUUUGUCACCAAAGCCCCAUAUACUACCCACCAUUGCAACCUGUACGCUCUCGUUGGCUGGCCCUCGCUUCAUACUCGUCGCCAAACCCACUGGCUCCAUGUCAUCUACAAGACCCUGCUAGGUAAAGUCCCCUCUUAUCUCAGCUCGCUGGUCACCAUAGCAUCACCCACCUGUAGCACGCACUCCAGCAGGUAUAUCUCUCUGGUCACCCCCAAAACCAAUUCUUUCUUUGGCCGCCUCUCCUUCCAGUUCUCUGCUGCCAAUGACUGGAACGAACUACAAAAAUCUCUGAAACUGGAAACACUUAUCUCCCUCACUAGCUUUAAGCACCAACUGUCAGAGCAGCUCACAGAUUACUGCACCUGUACACAUGGCCCACCUAUAAUUUAGCCCAAACAACUACCUCUUUCCCUACUGUAUUUCUUUUAUUUAUUUAUUUAUUUUGCUCCUUUGCACCCCAUUAUUUUUAUUUCUACUUUGCACAUUCUUCCACUGCAAAUCUACCAUUCCAGUGUUUUACUUGCUAUAUUGUAUUUACUUUGCCACCAUGGCCUUUUUUUGCCUUUACCUGCCUUAUCUCACCUCAUUUGCUCACAUCGUAUAUAGACUUGUUUAUACUGUAUUAUUGACUGUAUGUUUGUUUUACUCCAUGUGUAACUCUGUGUCGUUGUAUGUGUCGAAUUGCUUUGCUUUAUCUUGGCCAGGUCGCAAUUGUAAAUGAGAACUUGUUCUCAACUUACCUACCUGGUUAAAUAAAGGUGAAAUAAAUAAAUAAAUAAAUAAAUAGGCAGAGCCAUUGAGGGCUUCCACCAUUUUAAUGUAAUCAACUGGGUGGGAAUUUCAACUUCAUUGGCUGAACCCUCCUGUUGACAUGGAGUCAUGUCAAAAUUGGUCAUCAGGAGGGAUCGGCCAAUCGUGAAGGAGAAAAUGGACAACUUCAAAAUGGAGAUUGCCUCCAUGGCGCUGCCCAUGCUGUCAAAACACUAUAAUAUCACAAAUACAAAGAUGAGUCCUCUAUCUAUCUCUAUGGUGGGGAAACCCUUCUGAAAUCCGAUUCGUGAUCAGCCCAGUGGGCGAGGCUGAUAUAUGGUUGAUGUGACGUGUACUAAUGUAAACUGUCUUGCUAGCAGCCGCCUGUUGAAAAUUGUAUUGAUUAGCAAGGUUUCCCACUCGUUUCAGAGGCUUCAUUCAAUGACGAUGGAGUGGGUACGGUGGUGCCCCUAGCCCCGGCUGGUCUGUGGGAUGAGCGUGGUGUAGCGGCGGAGAACGGAACAGCAGAGUGACGAGAAUGGGUAGGAGGGGCUGCAGGCUAGCUGUCUCCACUGCAGUCCUCUACGGCUCCCUGGCCCUGUUUGUCUCCAUCCUGCACAACGUCUUCCUGCUGUACUACGUGGAGACCUUUGUCUCUGUUUACAAGAUCGACAAGCUCUCCUUCUGGGUGGGAGAGGCAGUGUUUCUGAUAUGGAACAGCUUGAACGACCCUCUCUUCGGCUGGUUGAGUGACCGCUCCUUCCUCAGCUCCUCACAGUCUGGCACCCAGAUCUCCAGCCCAGAGGUGGUACUAAAGCGGUUGGCGGCCCUCUCCCGGAAUGGCCCCCUGUUCGCCAUCUCGUUCCUGGCCUUUUGGGUGUCAUGGGCACGGCCGGGCAUCCAGUUCCUUGUGUGCCUGUGCCUGUACGACGGAUUCCUCACCGUGGUGGACCUCAACCACAACGCCCUGCUGGCCGACCUGGCCGUGUCGGCCAAUGACCGCACGCGCCUCAACUUCCACUGCUCGCUGUUCAGUGCCCUGGGCUCGCUCUCUGUCUUCCUGUCCUACAGCGUCUGGGACAAGGGCGACUUCCACUCGUUCCGGCUCUUCUGCGUGACGCUGGCGGCCGUCUCAGCACUGGGCUUCGCCGCCGUGUCGAGCCUGUUGACGAGACGAUUUGAGAAGGAGGCGCGUCUGAGGCAGGACGAGGCGCAGGCACUCAAAGAGUUGAGCAUUGUCCAGAACCCUCUGACUCAGCAGGAGACGCCAGUCACUCUAGGAGAGUAUCUAAGGCAGCUCUCCAAGCACAGAAACUUUAUGUGGUUCGCCUCUAUGAACCUGGUACAGGUGUUUCACUGCCACUUCAACAGCAACUUCUUCCCUCUGUUCCUGGAGCACCUCCUCUCUGACAGCAUCUCUGCCUCCACUGGCUCCAUUCUGCUGGGGAUCUCCUACAUAGCGCCCCACCUGAACAACCUGUAUUUCCUGACCCUGUGUCAGCGUUACGGGGUGUAUACAGUCAUCCGCUGGCUGUUCCUGGUCAAGCUAGCCCUCAGUGUGGCCAUGCUGCUGGCCGGGGCCGACCAGGUCUACCUGCUGUGCAUCUUCAUUGCCAGUAACCGAGUGUUUACAGAGGGCACCUGCAAGCUGUUGAACCUGGUCAUCACGGACCUGGUAGACGAGGACUUUGUGGUGAACCGGCGCCAGCAGGCGGCUUCGGCGCUGCUCUUCGGCAUGGUGGCCCUGGUGACCAAGCCUGGCCAGACCUUCGCCCCUCUCAUCGGCACCUGGCUGCUGUGUGUCUACACAGGCUACGAUAUCUUUGAGAGAAACUCCGUACAGGACUCAGCGGCAGCGCCCCCUGUCUCGGGCCAAGCGAGCUCCACUGUUCCAUUGCGCCAGGGCUGUUUCUACUUGCUGGUGUUUGUGCCCAUCUCCUGCGCCCUGCUGCAGCUAAUGGCCUGGUCCCGCUUCACCCUCCACGGCCGCAGACUGCAGGGCGUCAAGGCCCAGAGGCAGGGUGCCCAGCACAGCCAUCUCAUGGACGUCAAGGCUAUCUGAUAGGAGGCCAGCUCGUCCGCACCUUUGCUCAACUGCGUAAUGCCAUACCACCCACUGCCAUUGGGGUCAGCAGAGAGCAAUGUAGACUGGAGAACUGAUGAAAUCUCGCUGUCUAGCCAGGGGCAAAAAUAUUUUUGGGGUGUGAAACAACAUGCCUUAUUUUGAUAUGAAGAGGACAAAGACUAUAUUUAUGUAUGAACUGAUGACCAAAUGAUACCGCAGAGCCAAUCAAGGAAUGAGAAGCUCAUACCCCUCUCUGGGAUAGGGCAAAGGUGUGACGCCUCCUGUUUAUCCAGCGAGUAGACAUCAUCCAAGGUUGAGGCGUAGCCUGGUAUACAUGUCUAUCCCCAAAGGAAUACACAUUGUCACUAACCUUGCUAUUACAGUGUGGUUAACCAAAGCCAGAGUCUGCAUAGCUAGGUAAAUACCUAUCUUUCUGAUGUGUGUGUGUGUGUGUGUAGGGAAGUACUGAAAACAGGUGUGUGUGUGUGUGUGUGUGCGUGCACAUGAGCAUAACAUCUAAAUCCUGAUUUGCAUAGACGUUGCUCUUGAAAUUGCAAUAAGGUUUGCGACCAUCACCAUGCUAUUGUCUUCAUGAAGUACUACUAGUACUAAUCUGUAUUUUCAAAAGUCUAACAAAUGUUUUUCUAUUUGUUUUACUGUGACCGGUACUAAAAUAACUGCCAUCUCCAAUAUUCAACUCUGUUGUCUCCUAUGUUUUCUCACACAUUAUGUCUUAACCUGAUGUGUGGAAGCAUUUAGGUGACUAUUACAAAACAAGGCCCUAAACAACCUCUGUUUACAUUUGUACCCCAGAUCAGGAAAGAAAUGCAUUUUUAUAGACCAUGAAGAGAAUUGAGAAACCGUUUUGACUGAACAUGAAACUAUUGUGUCAUGAUGACCUGAUAUAUGAUAAUCAUGGAGAAUACAUUCUGUACUUUUUUUUUCAAAGUUUAUUUUUAUUACUGCUGCUACAUGAGUUGUCUGAGUGUUAAGGAGUCUUAAAUUCCAUUAUCAAUUUAUAUCUCUAAACAAAAGUAUUCUCGUAAUUUGUCAAAUACUGGAGACCCCUUCAUGGAAGUGUUUGAGUGACUCAGGAAUUAGUUUCAGCACAAUGUGAUUUAAGUAACCAGAAGGAAAGCAGAGGCUGUCUUACAAGACAGCCUUACAGCAGAGAUGCCUGUAUUUGCCAGCUUUGUUACAAAAUACUGUACAAUGUUUGUCUGGUUGUACCACUGCUCAAUGUAGCAUCUGCCAUUUUCCGACUAUCUUUGUGACUUAUUAAAGUGAUCUCACUACUUAA
Molecule: messenger RNA, 5800 nt
Organism: Oncorhynchus masou masou (cherry salmon)
Lineage: Eukaryota; Metazoa; Chordata; Actinopteri; Salmoniformes; Salmonidae
Gene: slc68a1a
Product: major facilitator superfamily domain containing 13A
Exons: 8
Coding region: 2974-4497 (507 amino acids)
Source: RefSeq, a predicted model, not a curated record